Messenger RNA from Mucor velutinosus, 1200 nucleotides. RefSeq lists its product as uncharacterized. The transcript has a single exon. NCBI's taxonomy places the organism in Eukaryota, Fungi, Mucoromycota, Mucoromycetes, Mucorales, Mucoraceae. Bases 1 to 1200 code for a protein of 399 amino acids. Gene Ontology annotation, molecular function: protein dimerization activity. The record is from RefSeq and is a predicted model, not a curated record.
AUGUCAACAUCACCUACUGCAUCCCUAAAUAACAAGAGAAAAAGCUCUGUCAGCGAGAACGAAAAGACGGAUCAAAUGCCCAAACGUCAAGCAACUGAAGCAUCAUCCGUGCCUGUAUCAACAGCAGCGUCAGCAGCAACAGUGCCUCCACCAUUAGUAGCUCUUCCACCACCAUUAAUGCAAUAUCCAAACGGCCAAUUCGUAUCUGUCGUCCAUCAUCCACACCAGCAGCCCUACUACCACAUGUAUCAUCCACAACAACCCAUCUAUUACCCCAUAAGCCCUCAACAACAUCCAUUCCUAAGCCCUACCAUGCCGCCCAUGCCAGAGACAUCUUCAGCAACAGCAGGCAAGAAGUCAUCUACUCCACGCAUCCUUCCCAAAAGCUCUGAAUCACCGGGCAUGUAUCCUCAACAGCAACCACAGCAAUCACCCAUGUCAUCAUUCUACCAUCCAUACAGCAUACAAAUGUCACCCACCUUGAUGCCAUCACCUUACGUUUCCAGCCGACAAAACUCUAUAUCGAGUUCGCCUGGACUUGGACCGAGCCAUGUUGGUACCAUCAACACAACAAGUGCAGCAGCCACUACAGCAGAUCAGAGAGAAAAAGCCAGAAAAGUAUCGCACAGUGCCAUUGAACGAAGAAGACGAGAGCGCAUCAAUGAUAAAAUCCUGCAACUGAAACAGCUGAUACCGUCUUGCGUCGAACAAGACAACCUUCACAAAAUGUCCAUUCUACAAAGCGCCAUUGAUUACAUUUCUUAUCUCAAAGAGAUUGUCAAGAAACUAGACGAAAAGAGUGGAGGCGAUGAGCUGCUCAAGGGAGACCAUCUCAAGGUCAAGAUGCAGAAAUCGAUGCUGCCCAAGGAAGUAGAGCCAUUUACAAAUCAGUUUUCUGUUCAUCAGAAUAAGCCAACAACAACAUCAACAAAAACGCAGGAAUUAGAUAAGGAAAGACGACGAUCUGAUCUUGUUGUUGUGGAACAUCAGAAAGGCUUAAAGCCAAUGGAUAUCAUUAAAUCUGGCACAUCUAUCAUUUCUACUGGUACAACCCCUUUAACUCCUCCACAGGAGCCACAGCAAGAGAGUACAAACCCUGCUAGUUUUGAGCCUACCGUCAGCAGCAGAAGCACGGCAUCGUCAUUGUCAUUUUCCUCAGAUGAGUCCAAGCAUAUGAGCUUGCAGAAUAUUUUAUGUUGA